This is a messenger RNA of Meloidogyne enterolobii, 1592 nucleotides long. The record is from the annotation of a GenBank genome assembly. Lineage: Eukaryota; Metazoa; Nematoda; Chromadorea; Rhabditida; Meloidogynidae.
UUAGGGGUGUUAAAAAAUACUGAUAUUCAUCGGUAUCCGACGCUAAUCCCGAUACCGAUACCGAUACCGAUACCGGCCUCGGUAUCGGUAUCAGCAAAAACGGUAUCGGGAUUUAUCAUUCGGUAGCGGUAUCAGUAAAAUCGGUAUCGGUAUUCAAAGAGACCGGUAUAAUACCGCCCGAUACCGGUCGGGAUCCCGAUACCGCUGAACCCUAGUAAAUACGCAAUCCAAUUCAUAAUAUUUACUUCAUAAACAUUGCCGUGGUAAUAAACAUAAAGGGAUACUAAAUAUUAACGAACUAUUGUGGCAGAACGUCCUUCUGUUUCUACUGGUCAGGAUAAAAUACAUAUACCUAAGCUUUAAGUACAUACAAUUAAAUGUAAGGUCGAAAAAGGGCUUAUAAUGUGGGUAGAUAAUAACAUAGUAUAUUACAUGGGAAAAUGUAAAUGUAAUAUAAAAAUUCGUACUUCUAUACUUCCAAAGUAAGUAUGAAUGAGAGUCCCCUGCCUUACAAUAAUAAAGACGAUCCCCGAACCAAAAGUUUCUGUUAUCCAGUCUUUCUUCGGAUCUCUAAUUAAAUUAUACUCAUUAUAAAAAAAGAUUUUUUCAGCCCAAGUGGUGGGUGAGGGUUGUGAGGGUGCUAUAUUGAGGGCUGUCCAGUAAAAAGUAAAAAAAAUUAUCUUUUAUUUUUAAAAAGCUGUCCAAUACAAGAACAUGUUGCUUCAAUAUUAGGACUUCCAAAUCCAGGAAGUUACAUUCCUUCAUUAUAUGAUUCUAAUUUGCCCGAUAAAAUGUCAAUUUAUGAAAGAACAACAAAUUUAUUUAGACAAUUUGCUGGUUAUGUUUAUACAAUUUAUGGAGUAGAUCCUUUAACUAAAAUAUUUAAAAAACAUUAUGGGGCAACAUUUCCUGAUUUAAGAACUAUUGUUGCAGAAAGUCCUUUUGUUUUUGUUAAUGUUGAUGAAUUUUUGGAUUUUCCCCGUCCAAUAUUUUCGAAUAUUAUUUAUAUUGGUGGACUUGGAAUGGAGGAAGGGAAAAAUACAAAAAUUAAUAAAAUUGAGGACCCAAUAAAUAUGGAAAUGUCUAAAGGUAAAAAGGGUGUUAUAUUCUUUUCAACGGGAUCAGUAGUGAAAACAACAGAUAUGGAUGAAAAUUUUAGAAGGAAUGUAUUAUUAACUUUCUCUCAAUUGACUGAUUAUCAUUUUAUUGUGAAAAUUGAGAAGGACGACAAUUUUUCCUUAAAUUUUGCCAAAGAAUUCAAAAAUAUUUUUGUCACAUCAUGGGCUCCACAAACUUUUAUUUUAAAACAUCCUCGAUUAAAAUUAUUUAUUACCCAUGGAGGUUACAAUAGUUUAAUGGAAUCGGCACGUUCUGGAAUACCUUUAAUUUCUAUGGGGUUUUUUGCUGAUCAGUAUAGAAAUGGACGUGUGGCAGAAAGGAAUGGUUGGGGACUUCCGUUUGAUAAAAGAUUGUUACUUAAUGGAAAUAAAGAAUUUAAAAAGGCUGUUUUGAAAGUUAUUGAGAAUCCAAGGUGGAUUUUUUACAUCCAUUAUAAACCUCAUUUUAAGUCUAUCUUUAGGGCUGACGGAUGA